Molecule: messenger RNA, 1200 nt
Organism: Fusarium coffeatum
Lineage: Eukaryota; Fungi; Ascomycota; Sordariomycetes; Hypocreales; Nectriaceae
Exons: 1
Coding region: 1-1200 (399 amino acids)
Biological process (GO): transmembrane transport
Cellular component (GO): membrane
Molecular function (GO): transmembrane transporter activity
Source: RefSeq, a predicted model, not a curated record
AUGACCAUCCCACUCAGCUUUCUUGCCGAAAAAUGGGGUCGCCGAGUCAUUCUCAGACUGAAUCUCGUUUCUCGCUCGUUUCUGCUACUCUGGGCUAUCAUGAUCGGUAAUUUCGACAUGAUACUCCCAACUCGAGCUAUACUUGCCGGGCCAGUCCUAUCAGUACUCGGCGGAGACUGUGUGUUUAAUUCGCUGACAUAUUCGCUUGUAUCGAAUUUGACGGAUGAUCAUGUUCAGCGAGCCAUCUACUUUGGCUACAUGAGCUCUGUUUCCUAUGUCGUGGCAUUACUCGGCCCGGCUCUAGCUUCGGCAACCAUGUCACUAUCACUCUCACUUCCGUUCUGGCUCGGUAUAUCAUUGCUAUUAUUGGCUGUGCCGACUAUACAGAGGCUGCCUUCGCCCACAGAUAGCAAAGCUGAAGAUCUCGAUGAAGAACAGCAGGCCCCCCUUCUAUCAUCCCCACUAUUGAAGGCUCAAGAAGACGAACAGUCAAUCUUACGCUCUGUGGCAGAGCGUCUACGGACUAUCAAAGACACCGUCACAAGUCACCCAAAGAACUUCACACUAUUACUCUUCAGCUUUGUACUCACAUCGCUUGCCAGCUCUGACACAAAGCUUCUCGUGCAGUAUAUUUCCGCAAGAUACAAGUGGACGUUUGUAUCAGCUGGCUAUCUCAUAUCGGGAAAGGCAGUCGUGAACUUCACACUGCUCACGUUCGUCAUUCCCAGACUCUUGCGAGCCGCACGCUCUGUUCCAAACGAGACAUGCCUAGAAGCUGCAGACAAGUCCAACAUUCGUCAUGCCAUGUACUGCCUGUCAGUUUCUGUGCUUGGAGCCCUGGGAAUUGCGAUCGCGGUAGAGAUCUGGAUGCUUAUUCCAGCAAUGUUUAUCUACGCUCUAGGGUCCGCGUUGCCGAUCUUCACCCUCUCGCUUCUCAAGUCACCAGCUAUUUCACCAAGACAACCAUCAAACAAUGCAGAAUCGACCGAUAUUGAGAGUCACAUCUUCUCAAUUGUUAUGCUGGUCAAGACUGUAGGGUCCCUCAUUGGUGCUUCACUGAUGGCUGCACUCUGGGUCUAUGGCCUCGAGCUUGGUGGAUUUGCACUCGGCAUGCCCUUCUUUACUAGCACGGUCUGCUACGCCGUAGCUAUGUAUGUGUUUACCGAUAUCGACAUAGAUAGGUAUUGGAUGAGCCAAUAA